Messenger RNA from Salvelinus sp. IW2-2015, 1149 nucleotides. RefSeq names its product probable glutathione peroxidase 8. The record is from RefSeq and is a predicted model, not a curated record. Lineage: Eukaryota; Metazoa; Chordata; Actinopteri; Salmoniformes; Salmonidae. Gene Ontology annotation, biological process: response to oxidative stress. Gene Ontology annotation, molecular function: glutathione peroxidase activity.
CCGCCCAGCCAGAUUCAACCCAACCCCCGUUGCCAAACUCCUUUCCCCCGCCCCAAAUCUUCCUUAUUCCCCCUCCAAGAUGGAGGCGCUGGAGGUUUUGGGGGGCUACCCGACCAAGCCCUUAAACCCAAGAGCCCGAAUGGUCAGGGUUCUACUGAGUAUGACGGUGUGCAUGGGAUGUUUAUUAAUGCUACAUAGUUUUCUCAAAAUCUCCAACUCCAGGAAGCCGCCAGAUUUCUAUUCUUUUGAGGUGAAGGACGCCAAAGGGAGAAGCGUUUCUUUGGAGAGAUACCGAGGCAAAGCGUCUCUGGUUGUCAACGUGGCGAGCCACAGCGAACACACUGAGGAGAACUAUCGCUUCCUGCAGGAGCUGCACCGGGAAUUGGGUACGUCCCAUUUCAACGUCCUGGCUUUUCCCUGCGGCCAGUUCGGGGACACGGAGAUGGGGGCCAGCCGGGACAUCGAGGCCUACGCCAAGAACACCUAUGGCGUCACUUUCACCAUCUUCAGUAAGGUCAAAAUCAUGGGGUCGGAGGCGGAGCCAGCCUUCAAAUUCAUAACAGAUUCCGUGAAGAAGGUUCCGAAGUGGAACUUCUGGAAGUUCCUGGUGAACCCCGAAGGCCAGGUGGUGAGGUUCUGGAAGGCACAGGAGCCCGCCGAGAGCGUGCGUAAGGAGGCCGUAACCAUGGUGCGCCAGAUUAUUCUAAAGAAAAGGACAGAGCUCUGACGAGAUGGUGGGCUCUGAGAUGGCGAGGAGUAAGGACACCUCUGAUGUUUCCAGAGAUUCAGAGUUUGAAUUAAAGGUUAUGAGGUAUUAAUUGAGAUUCAAAGUAAACUCUGUUGUUAGGUGCUGAGUGGUGACUUUAGGCCUAGUGCCUUGUGGGAAAGGAUUUGCCAUUAUUUUCUGAAGAUGAUGAAGACUGAAGAUGAUGACUAUUGCAAUAAGAGAUUCAAGGGUGUGUGUGUGUGUGUGUGUGUGUGUGUGUGUUGUAAUGGCCCUACUGCCAUGAAUAUAAUAAAGUGUUAUGCCACUAAAAGGGUGACACUGAUAUUUCCUGACAACAACCAGGUCCAUAGUGAAUUCCCUGACAACAACCAGGUCCAUAGUGAAUUCCCUGACAACAACCAGGUCCAUAGUGAAUUCCCUGA